AUGCACGUGGUAUCUGCCGUGCCCUGUGGGGGAGACAGGGUAGAGAUUGAGUGCCCGGGAGCUGACCUGCAGCCUGUCAGGAUCCUGGACAAGCAGCUGCAGGCCGCGCGGUGGCGCUGCGGCCCCGCCGAGGCCGGGGACUUUCGCAGGCGAGUGGGGGCGCGCAGGCCCUUGUGGACCCCGACAGCGGCGGCGACGCGCAGGGCGGCCGUGGCUCUCCCACCCGUCACCCUGGCCCUUCUCUGCUUGGACGGUGUUUUCCUCUCCUCGGCCGAGAAUGACUUUGUCCACCGGGUCCAGGAGGAACUGGACCGUUUCCUGCUGCAGAAGCAGCUGUCAAAGGUUCUUCUUUUCCCCCCACUCUCCAGCCGCCUGCGGUAUCUGAUUCACAGAACAGCAGAGAAUUUUGAUCUCUUGAGCAGCUUCUCUGUUGGGGAGGGCUGGAAGAGGAGGACUGUGAUCUGUCACCAGGACAUCAGGAUACCCAUUUCAGAUGGUCCCUCUGGCCCUUGCCACACUUCUGCCUCCCACCCCAAAAAGUACCCUGGUCCUCGGCCCACCUCAAACCAGGCAGCGGCUGCUGGCUCCCGAGGUGUGCGGGCUGGCCGAUGGCAUCGAGGACGCAAGCCGGACCAGCCUCUGUAUGUGCCCCGGGUGCGGCGCAGGCAAGAAGAAUGUGCAGCUACCUCUACUCCAGUGGUCCAGGAAGAAAUCCCAGCUGGUGGGGUCUCUGAAGAGCCUGGAGAUGCUGGUGCUGGGGACCCUGACACCCUUCAGGGACUCACCGUGUUGAUGACUCAGGGAACAGAGGACCUGAAGGACCCAGGUCAAAGUUGUGAGAAUGAGCCACUGCUGGAGCCAGUUGGCACCGAGCCUCCAGGACCCGAGAGUCCAGCAGGGAAGGGAUGCGGGGUGGAGGCUGCCACACAGCUUGGGUCGAGCCAGCAGCCCGCCCUGGAAGAGGGGAAUGGGAGUCAACUGGAGCAGAGCCCGGUGGAGGAGGAGGCGGAGGAGAAGGAGGAGGAGGAGGAGGAGGAGGAAGAGGAGGAGCCUGGCAGCUGCUCCGAGGAGGAUUGCAGUGAGCUGCUGCGGGAGAUCACAGACAAGCUGACUGAGAAGGAGAUUCAGAUCGAGAGGAUCCACCUGGACACGGCCUCCUUCGCAGAGGAGCUGCCAGGGAAGGAAUUUGCCCACGUGGUGGAGAUCUAUGACUUUGAACCAGAGCUCAAGACUGAGGACUUAAUGGCGACAUUUUCUGAGUUCCAGGAGAAGGGGUUCAAGAUUCAGUGGGUGGAUGACACUCAUGCACUUGGCAUCUUUCCUUGCCUGGCCUCAGCUGCCGACGCCCUGACCAAGGAGUUCCCCAUGCUCAAGAUCCGGCCUCUCACGCAGGGAACCAAGCAGUCCAAGCUCAAAGCCUUGCAAAGGCCAAAUCCCUGCUCUUUGGGGUAUAGCAGCCAGUGGAACCUUGAUCCUGCCCCAGGGGACCUGGGAGCCAGAGGGCAGUAGCCUUGUAGGGCAUGGAAUCUGCCGGUACUAUGGCAUUUGUCCUCGUGGUGACAGCCUCUUCUGGGCAGUACUCAGGGAGAGGCGUGGCCUUCCUUUCCGAGGGCCAUGGCAACCAUACCUUGCAGGGACGAAAACUGCUUAAGCUUUGGGGUCAGCCCUGAGUGAGACCCUGCUCCGUCACUCAUUCAAGUUGGCCUUAAGGAAGUCCCUUUGUGAGUUUCUUCCUCUGUAAAAUAAGCAGAUUACAUGUGAUGGACUGGAGGGUUGACUCAAAGAGCACACAGACCUGCCUAGAGCCAAGAGGGGCACGAAGAAAGUUCCAAGUAAAUGUUAGUUCCUGCCGUUUUCUCUGGGAGAACACAUGGCUGGGACUUUUAGAUGCCAGUUUUCCAUGACUGCAAAGCAGGCCUAGGGGGAAGGCCAGCUGAGGCCAUCUGUGUUGCGGAUGGUGAUGUGAUCUUUGUCUCAGAUUUCUUGGGAACAAUAAAUAUCCUGUCUCCACCAGACAUCCCAUCCUGACUUGAUGUCUCACCCAAGACCCUACAAACUGGGAAGGUGGGCAGGAUUAACCCCUCCAAUCCCCACUGGUUGCUAAGAGAUGAGAGAUUUGGGUCAGGAUUCCGCAGGGAGCCCGGAACAUGGAGGCCUGGAGACCUGGCCAGCCCGCCUCUCAAGCAGGAGGCUGCCGUGAGCCCAAAUGGGCUCUGGCCCCACACGUGUAAUUAGAUGUCGGCUCACGUGGCUUCCAGGGCUUCUUUGUUGCUGGGAGGAGCAGCCAGUCUUGAAUCCAAGCACCCCCUCUUGGUGGGACCUUCC
This is a messenger RNA of Sciurus carolinensis (gray squirrel), 2325 nucleotides long. RefSeq names its product R3H domain and coiled-coil containing 1 (gene R3hcc1). The transcript is spliced from 9 exons. Bases 1 to 1509 code for a protein of 502 amino acids. Lineage: Eukaryota; Metazoa; Chordata; Mammalia; Rodentia; Sciuridae. The record is from RefSeq and is a predicted model, not a curated record. Gene Ontology annotation, molecular function: nucleic acid binding.